AUGUUACAAAACCUAUUGAUAUUGUCACAGGGAUUUAAAUUAAAGGAAAACUAUUCAUUUCUCAAUGGCUCAUUAGCUCUAAGCUCAGGCUGCUUGAUUAUUACAGCAUUAUACAGAUUGUUACCUGAGGCCUCGGGGUAUUUGGCUAUGCUGAAUGAAGAUGCAAGCGCCGAGCACUUGACCAAGAGAUGGCAGCAAUUCUACUUGAUGAGUAGCUAUUUUGGUGGGAUUUUAAUCUGUUUGAGCUUCAACUUUGCCUUGCAUUUGUUGACUAGUGAAAGCGUGGUUCAUUGUAACCAUGGAAAUACGGUGAAGGAGGAAGAAGAUCAUGGGAUGCAAGAGAUUCACCGCAGCCAUGGGCAUGGGCAUGGACACAGUCAUCAGCAUUCACAUGCGAAUAUUGAGGCUGAUACCAACCAUUCAAAGCCAAGCACUGAUGAAGAAAAUCAAGUUCGGGAUUAUUUUGUCGAUCAGGUGCCGGUGGAGGUGGAAGUAGAAGAAAGUGAAAGAACACCACUUAUUCGAGCAACUUUGAAACCAAGAAAAUCAAUUAUCCAGCUCUUUUUGAAUGAUGAAGCAGCAGGAGAAUGCAAGGGAUAUACGUCUGCAGAGCUCUGCACCUACCACCACCACGAACAUGGAGUUGAUCGGUUACAUUUUUGUGAAAUUCCUCAAUUGGAAAAUCACGAAGAGGGUGCACACAGCAUCGAGACUGGCGAUGAUGAAGAAACGCAUAGAGAACCAGCUUUUAGUCUGAAUCAGCUGCACCACCUGCACGAAGUAGACCAUCAUCACCACGUCAAUUCUCCACUUUCUCGGUUACUAUUGAUUGGAAUUGAAACUACCUUGGCGAUUACAUUACACAAAUUACCAGAAGGGUUUAUCACCUAUGUGACAUCAGAGACAAACCCAAAGCUCGGAUUUUCCAUUUUUAUCAGUUUGAUCUUACACAACUACACGGAAGGAUUUUCAAUGUGUCUUCCUUUAUAUUAUGCCAUGACAUCAUCAAAGUUUGCCAAAAUCAAGGCAGUUGCGAUCAGUGCAACACUAGGUGGAAUUUCACAACCGCUAGGAGCAUUCUUGGGAUACUGCUUUCUCAAAGUCAACUCCAAUAAGUAUGAUGUACAUUCCUUACGAUUCAUAUUUGGAGUAACUAUGGCUGUCACCAGUGGAUUUUUAACCGUAGUUGCGUUGACUAUGUUUGGAAGUGCAGUCUCUUUUGGAGGGAAUAUGAACUUUGUCAUAUUAUGGUGUAUUGUGGGCAUAGUGGUGAUUGGGCUAUCAACCAUAUUUUCUAGUUAA
Molecule: messenger RNA, 1302 nt
Organism: Lodderomyces margitis
Lineage: Eukaryota; Fungi; Ascomycota; Pichiomycetes; Serinales; Debaryomycetaceae
Product: Zn(2+) transporter
Exons: 2
Coding region: 1-1302 (433 amino acids)
Biological process (GO): zinc ion transmembrane transport
Cellular component (GO): membrane
Molecular function (GO): zinc ion transmembrane transporter activity
Source: RefSeq, a predicted model, not a curated record